This is a messenger RNA of Echinostoma caproni, 726 nucleotides long. The record is from the annotation of a GenBank genome assembly. Lineage: Eukaryota; Metazoa; Platyhelminthes; Trematoda; Plagiorchiida; Echinostomatidae.
AUGGAGAUCGAAAACGGCUAUCCGUUACGAUUGGAAACGUCAUCGAAGUCCGACACCAUAUGCUACAUUUUGUACGAUAUCAACGUGGAACAACUUCAUCAUGCCCUGCUAGAUAAUUUCACCGAUCUGAUUCAGUUCUUUCGCGCACGCUGCAAGAAACAAUUUGACGUGAAAAUCGGGAACGAUUGCAUAGAGAUUGAACAGUUCGAACACCAGCUACGACCAUUUUUGUCAGACUCAAAAAGAACUUUGUAUCCUUUAGUGGUUGGUUUCGUAUCGGAUUGUUGCCAACCGACCACCGAAAAGAUUGUUGCAUGCUGUUACGUCAUUCACUUGCGGUUAGAUGCACAGGAACCGGUUGAUACUGGUGUUAUGUAUACUUUUUGGAAAACGAAUUGGAACAGACUCUUGACACCUCAGGCUGUGUAUGCUGCACGGGACAAUUCUGCCAAUACAACGCAGAACGAAGAUCUAGAGCUGACUGACAUACCGUCCGAUUGGACUCCAUCCUGUUUCAUAUGUCUCAACGAUGUCAAAGAAGAAUUGCGUGUACUCCUUCCAUGUCGCCAUGCGGGUCUUUGUGUGGAUUGUUUCAAAGANCGAUCGAAUGACCAUUCAUUCGCACAACCCAUUGUCCGGUAUGGUUUGUCCGUUGUGUCGCACCACCAUCACCGCGAUUAUGAAGAUGACCCGCGCUUCGGAGGAAGCAGACGCAUCCACUGGUGA